CCUGGUCAUCUCCCCACCAAGUCAUAGAAGCAGGAUGACGGCAGCGAUGCUAGCUAAAACUCCGCCCUUGACUUGCGUCGAGAUCUUUGCCACUGCGUGGGUGUGAGGUGAGGUGGGCUGUCUCAGCGUGAGGAUGGCGCCCGUGCGGCUGGCGGAGGACCUGCCGGCUGACCUCCCCCACUGGGGAGAGGCCAAGGCCAUGGCCACACUCAACAAGUUCCUCACCGACCUGCAGGGCUUUGACAAUCCAUUCCAGGUCACGCACGCCGCCACGACCACCGCCGACACAGCUGGAUGCGAUGCAGCGGACGGAAUGGGUAGACACACCUCAUGUCUGUCGGGAUUGCUUGUGUGUUUGCAGGACCAGGCGCGGCUGUGUCACAAGUACGUCAGGCGGAUGGGUGACCAAGGCAAGGCGGUCAAGUCUGCCAGGCGGAGCCGCGCACCCUCACCGGCACGCAAUUCUCGCGUCAGGGUCAGUCAGGGCAGGCAGGGAGAGAGGCGCCAACCGGGCAAGUGGACAUUUCAUCGGUGUGGCAUAUAUGUCGGUCGGUUCUUUUUGUUCUGCAGGCGCUUCUCGGCAAGUCAUCUGCGUCGAGUCCGUCCUCGUCGAGCAAGCAAUCCCGUCCGCCGCGUGAGAGGCACCACCGCGGGUCGCUGCCGCCCUCCCACCCCUCCCACCUGGCCAGCCCCCACCCCCGCCCCUCAACUGGCCACCCACACUCGUCUCGACUGCGCAGCCGACCCAGCAGCAUCGACACAUCCCGCACCCGUGCCGGCAUCGGGCCCAUCCCCACCACCCCACCUGUGUACCCGGUGCGGCCCGCCGGCGCCGCCCCUGUGCACCCCUCUGGCGCCAUGUCCGUGGGGUCUCUCACGCCGUCUAUGUCGCCAGCGCACUCGCCCAAGGGCAGCAAGGCAUCCAAGCAGCGGCCACUGGUCAAGAACCCCACCACCAGCGCUACAACCAGCACUAACACUAGCACAAGCACAAGCACCAGCAGCUCCGCCACUCGCCCGGUGCGGCAGACGUCCGACAAGGGUCCGCCGCUGCCUUCCCCUUCUCCCCCCGCCACCCCCGCCCCCGUCGCGGGCAGCACCAGCACCAGCACCGUCACCAGCACCUCUCGUUCGCGUGGCGGCAUCACCCGGCCGGCCUACCUCACGAGCCCGCGAGGUCAGAAUGCGAUGGCGGGCAACGCCCCGCCCCCCAGCAGCGAGGAUAAGGCGGCUCGCGCGGUGGGCGGGCCCAGGAGUGGAGGCCAUGCGCGGACCGAUGGCGGUGGUGGUGCAGGAAGGGGUCACGAGGAGAAGAAGAGUGGCCAGCAACAGCAGCAGCAGCAACCGCCGCCGCCGCCGCCGCAGCAGCAGGGCAAGAACGGGGGCAAUGGCAAUAAGUGGGUGCGGCCACUACCUGAGUCAAAGUGAGCAAUCAACAGACAGACAGAUGACACAGCCAGUGAGGACGAGAUACGGAAGAAGUCUGUGCAUCUCUCUCUGUCUGUCUAUGUGUGUGUGUAUGUGUGUGUGUAUCAUUCAGUCGUUGUGACAUCGUGUUGAAGUGGGUGCAGCCUGCGAAUGAGGUUGAGGUGGCUGGCUCAUUCACACAACCACCGUGGAAGAGAUUCCUCAAACUAUCCAAAUGCCCAAGGUCGGUCACUGACGGACAGAGGGAGGGAGGGAGGGAGGGAGGGAGGAGGGCCAGUGGUCGCAGACAUACACAGACAGACAGACAGACACACUCACACAAAUAUCGCCUGCACAUGCUGCUUGCCUUGCGCGACAUCCAUCCAUCCAUAUAUCUAUCCAUCAGGACUGGUGUGUUUUGGUUGGCGUUGCGUGAGGUGCUGCCUGAGUUGGCUGCGGGCAUGUAUCAUUUCAAGUACAUCGUCGACGGCGAAUGGCGAGUCGACGAGGCCAUGCCCCAACAAACGGUGAGCUAGGUAGAAACCGAACAAGAAGUGUAAUGUGGCCCUCUCACUGCUUACUGUUUGUCUUGUCUUUCAGGAUUCUGCGCACAACUGCAACAACGUCUUGGCGGUGCACCCGUCCCUCACACGCAAAUCGCGCCGCAACCUCGACAGCGCCCUCCCGCCCGUCAACAACGGCAGCAGCAACACGUCUGGUGUGCCGCCCCACCCCCCUCCCCCGCCACCCGGCCGUGUGUGCCGCACCCAGUCGCCCUCACCCAUCGCCCGCGGCCCCACACUGUCACUCAUCAACCCACCACCACCCAUGGGCAUGCGCUCGCCGCCACCCGUCACCCCCCUGCCGUCGCCCAUCCCCUCACCUGCACCUGCACCCGCCCCCAACGGCGGGGAGGGCAAUGGGGGUGGGGCCUCUGGCGAUAGGAAGGGCACCGGCGGGCUCUGCCCCAGGCGGCAUCACGACAAUGGGGCCGGCGUGGGCAUGGACAGACCUAAAAUCGACAGUAAGGAAUUAAUGGAUAUGCUAGGUUGGUUGAGGUCCGCCAUGUCUCGGGCUCUGUGUGUGUGUGUGUGUGUGAUUGUGGUGGGUGGUGCAGUAUUGCCCGAGGAUUCGGCGUUCAAGGGCUGCAAGGCGGCAGCUCAGCACAUCCCGGAGGGCCUGCCCCACCCCCACUCCCACAGCAAGGGCCCCCUGGGCGUGUCGGUGAUGGCGGAGCCCGUCACGGUCCGUCCGCUGCAGUGGAUGCUGCCGCACGAUGACGACCUCGGGACCCCCCAGGGCGGCAGCCUGCUGCAGGUGCCCGGCGAGGGCGGGCUGCACAGGGCCUCCAGCGAGAUCGGCAUCAGCCUCAACGCCGACUCGGACUCGCUGCGUCGCGUGGCGAGCAUGUCGCUCAACGUGGCCGGGUGGCCGAUGGAGGUCAUGGAGAACCUCCACCAACCGGAACUCUACCUGGUAAGCCAAGCCGUCGACUUGACGGUGUCUCUCACUGACGGACGCGCGGUUGUCACCUCAUCCACACAUCCAUCCAUCGUUGUCUGUGUGUCCCUCGCGGCUCGGUGUCUGUCUGUGGUGUGUGCAGGAUCUGAAGCUUCCCGCCGUACGAGCGACCACCGGACUGGGACUCAUGGGCGGAGGUCAGUCACACACACACACACACACUCACAACCACUCUUCCUUCUCUUGGUCGAUGGGUUUAUUGCCUCCCUCACUCAGGUUACAUGAUUCCCCAUCCCGAGAAGGCAUCGACGGGCGGCGCUGACGCAUACUUCAUCAGCGGCGACGGCAUCGGCGUGGCAGACGGUGUGGGCGAGUGGGACUCGUUCGGACUCAACCCACGGCUGUUCGCCGAGCAGCUCAUGCGCUCCUGCGAACACUACACACGCAUCAUCACCUUCCCCACGGCCGCGCCGUCACAGCGGGCCAUGAACAUUCUCACUGCCGGUAAGCUAUGCUUGCAAGAGACUUUCACCCAUAGGCACAAAAUGAAAUGCGCCUAAGUGAGUGAGUGGACCUCCUUCCCUUGUGUGUGUGUGUCCGUGCAUCCCACCAUCGUGCAGCGUACGACGACACGACGGCCUUCGGGUCGAGCACAGCGCUGGUUGCCUGUCUGGACGAGCAGGGCCAGCGGCUGGGCAUCGCCAACCUGGGCGACUCCACGUGCCUCAUCCUGCGACGACAGCAGCCAUACGCCAUGUCGCUGGUGCUGCGGACGCGCGAGCAGCAGCACUCGUUCAACUGCCCCUUCCAGCUCUCGCGCCUGCCGCAGCCGGAACACUUCCCAGACCUGCUCAAAGACGGAAAAAUCACUCUCGUCAGGUAGGUAUUCAUUUGCCCCACACCACUGUAGGUUGCCCUUGGUAUAAUGGUGGGCAUGUGAUGGAUGUCUGAGUAUGUGUUGGUUGUUCUGCUGUGUGUGUGUAGGGUUUUGAAGCAGUCGUCGUUGUUGCCGCAGGACACCCCGAGCAUGGCCAAUGGAUACACCGCCACACUGCACGAGGGAGACCUGAUCAUCCUUGGCACCGACGGUAUGAUACAUGUGAUGCGGCAGGCAGGCAGGCAGACAGGCAGACAAACACGGGGGACACUUUGGUUCUGGGUAUCAUGGCUGGCUGGCAGGUGUGUUUGACAAUUUGUUUGACCACGAGGUGUGCAACCUGGCCAAUCUGACUAUGUCGCCCUUCGAGGCAGCCCUGCUCAAGAACCCUUCACUCGUCACGUCGGCAGAGGUAUGUGAUGUGUACCCACACACAUUCACGCACACUCAGCCACACGAGCCGAGCCAGGCAUAUAUACCACACCUGCAGUGCACCUGCAUUGACUGACAUGCGUCCGUCUGUCUGUCUUGUGUGCAGAGUGUGGCUCGUGCGAUAGCUCAUGCGGCAUUUCAUCGCAGCAAGGACCUCAAGGCCAAGUCGCCCUUCGCAAAGAAUGCGCGACAGUCGGGCACCCACUACCAGGGCGGCAAAAUGGACGACAUCACCGUCGUCGCUUGGUACGCAACACCACCAAUGAAUGCGUCAAGGGAUCCACGGUUUGCAAAGCGUCUCUGUGUGAUUUGAUUACAUGCAGCUGGGUGGUGUCUGACACCAACGAGGUGGCCCGUCCCCAGUCGGCCACAAGCCGCAAGAGCGUGAGCACGUGCGCCUCCUCGUCUGACGCCUCCCUCUCACCCCCACAGGCAGAGACCCUCCCACCCGCGACACCCCUCACACUCACCGAAUGCGCUUACUGAGCCGAGCCGAGCCGAGCCGGGGUCUGGUCAGAGUGUGUGUACGUGUGUCCGUGAGAUGGUGCAUGGUGCAUGUGUGCGUGUGUGUACAUGAAACACUCUUUGUCGCGGGGGCGAGUUGACCAGAGGGGGAGAGAGAGGGAGGGGGGGAGACGGGAUGGGAUGCCGCGGUGAUUUGCGGCCUUGCCUCGUCUGGUCUGGUCUGGCCUUGCCUGGGUGGGAUGCGGUGGCGCGUGCGCUGAAGCAGACAAGAAAGGCCAGGCCGAUUGCACCCAGUGCAAUGGACUCUUUUGCUGCCUGCCUGCCUGCCUGCCACACCGACGGAUGGAUGGAUGGAUUGACCAGCGGAGUGUUUCACCCGAAUUUUUCGCAUCAACCACCACUAUCGGCCACCGACUGUCUAUGAAGAAGCAAUCUAGUUGGGCCAGCCAGGGAAGAAGACAAGGAAGCUGCAGCCUGCCCUGCCCUGCCCGCCCAUCUGGCCUGCCUGCCUGCCUUGGUGCUUGGUGUGUAUGUCUUGUGUUGUGUUGUGCUGUGUUGCUGCUGCAGCAAUCGAACGAACGAACAGAGGCUGGCCGUUUUUGACAGCUCGGGGGCGGGGGCGGGUGAUCAGACAGAUCAGGGUGGGCAGGCGGGUGGGCGGGUGCUCUCCUCUCUCUUUCUCUGGUGGGGUGGGUGCGGUGCGCGGUGCAUGGGCGGCUCGGUUCGGUGUGUCAGGCUGUCUGUCUACUCUACAUGCUCUUCCUUUCCUUCGCUGUUUAUCUUGAUGUUGCCUGCUUCUCUUUCUUAUCGCCACUCCUUCAUUUGCCUGCCUGCCUGCUUUCGUGUCUGCCUGCCUGUCUGCCUGGUUGCCCCGGUGGACACAGAGAAAGACGUGAGGGCCACCGACCGACAGAGAAACAAGAUACAGACCAGACACGUGAGGCGACCACAUGCUGGUCGUGGUGGGGUUUGGGAUUGGAGGGAGGGAGGGAGGGAGGGAUGCGCUGCAUACAUAGGUUUUUGUCAACGACGCUUUUUUUCCUCUGACUGGCUGGCUGGCCUGCUUGCUUUCAAGGGCUGUUUUUGCCGCGGGGGGUGGGGGGGGAGUACGUAUGUGGGUGAGGCAGGUAGGUAAAGAGGUGUUCAUGUGUGGCUGGCUGGCUGGUGGUGCUGUGUUAUGUUAUGUCGUUGUGUUGCGGACGGACGGCACGGGAUUUUGGCUUUAUCUAUCUGCUGAUUUAUCGAUGUGUUACCACUACGCACCCGCCCAGCCGUUUCCACGAGGGAGGGACGGAGGGAGGGAGGGAGGGAGGGAUGGAAACACAAGCAGACAGACAGACAGGGAGGCAGAGAGAGGGAGAGACAGAGUGAGAGGUGAUUUUUCCAACUUGCUACUACUUGCUAUGCUGACCAGGCCGGCCGGCCAGCCGUGUGAGGUAACCGGCCGGCCGACUGACCGACCGACAGUGUUUGAGUCGGCAAGCGGGCCUGGCGGCUUCGUUCGUUCUAUCUAGCUAUCUUUCUGUAUGUGAUGCGAUUUUGUGACUCGUUCUUUACACACAUACAUACAUACAGACGUACUCGCGUAGAUACAAAGAUACUCUCUCGCUUGGUCUGUUUGCCUGUCUGUCUGUCUGUCUUGGCGACGGGGGGCGGGAGGCGGGCGGCAUACAUCUUUUUUGGUUGUGGUGUGGUGUGGUGUGGCUGUCUGUGAUGUGGCUGGCUGCUGGCGGGCUGAUGCGAUGCGAUGCGAUGCCCUCAUGUCUGUCUGUCUGUCUGUCCCCUUGUCUGUCCAUGUGUGUAUGUCCGCGUAGGUGCGUGCGUACUCUGGUUGGUCGUUUUGGUGCGUACGUACUCUGGUUGGUCGUUUUGGUGCGUACGGUACCGUACAGACAGACGAGCAUGGCAUGGGCACGGGAGGCAGAGGAGAGGGAGAGGCGGGAGGUCGAGAGGGCGGUCGCCUCGUCGUCGCGUGUGUGCAUGUAUGUAUGUAUGUUAUGUCGGUGUGUUGCGUGAGGUGAGGUGAGAGUGUCGUCUGUCUGUCUGUCUGUCUCACUCGCUCUUUAUAAGGCAAGCUUAGCUUGGCAUGACUGUCGAUCCGACGGAUCGACGUGUGUAGACGGAUGGGACGGUAUGCUAUGCGGUGUCGGCGGUGUGGUGUGGUGUGGUGUCAAGUCGUGUGGUGUGGUGUUUGCUUGGUGGAGUGGAGUGGGUUGUUGGAUGGGAUGGCUGUUCAUGUGUAUGUAUGUCACAGACAGAGAGGCAGGCAGCUGGACACAGGAACGAACGGAGAGGGAGGGAGGAUGGAGAGAUCCUGUGUGCUUAUACAUACAGACAGUGACCGAGAGCAGUGGGGCAAGAGAGAGGGGAGGGGGCGGGAGGGGGCGGGGCGAGCGCAACACCAGCACAAAGACAGACACCAGGUUGCAUACAUUUCUGUAUGUACCAAGUGGAUGGAUGGAUGGAUCUCGAUGCGUGAAUCCAUGUAGACCUAUAUAGUGGAUGGAUGGAUGGGUGGAUGGGCAUUGAUGUAUGUAAGUAUGUGUGUGAUGUAUGCGUGUGUACGUGUCGUACGUGUGUGUCACUCACCUCACAACAUGAUAUGUAUGGAGUCAGUUCGGUCCACAAAGGGGUGGGUUGGCGGCUGAUCGACAGAACGAUCUCGAUGUGUCCAUGCAUUCCAUUCACUGUCACCAUUCAUCCUUCAUUCCAAUUACUCGUGCGUGCCUGUUCACCAUUACUCCCGUGCUAUGAUGCCAUGCCAUGCCAUCCCAGACUGCGUGCGUGUCUUGUUGUCUUUUGUUCAACCCUCAUCUGCCUGCCUGCCUGCCUGCCUGCCUACCUGGUGUAAUUUUGUUCCCGUGUGUUGUGGAAACGUUGUGGAAACGUAGUGGUAUUUGUUAUGUGCUGCCAGCGGUGGAGUGGGGUCGGUGUGGACAGACAAGAGAUCCCCAGCCAGCCAGCCAGCCCUGUCGAUGGUCUCUUCCCCGCAUGAGAGUGGCUUGGUGCGGCAUCAUGUUCGUCAUACUCACGCCGAGGCGCAAUGCCGAGAAUUGCGCCUCUCCGUGAGGGAGUUGUGCUUGAUAGCCGGCAAGACACGUACGUCGUGCUGCAUACAAAUGAGUGAAUGAUUGAUGGGGACAGACAGUGGUGCUGCAUGGGUGGAUGGAGGCAGGCAGACAUGCCCGGUCGGUCGGUCGGUCGGUCGGUCGGAACUGACUCGUUUUUCUUCCGGCCGGGGGCCACACACAUACAAGCCACACCAUCCAUCUCGAUCUCAUCCAUCCAUCUCGAUCUCAUCCAUCCACCCAUCGAUGUCCUAUGCCUUCUACUGUGUUUUGAUUCAAGAUAGAUCGGCUCCAGUCAGUCAGACAUCCCACCCGCUGGUUUGAAAUGUGCGUAUGCAUGUGUGUGUGUGUGUGUGUGCAUCCAUUCAUCGCACCCACCCGCCAUGCCAUGGACACUCAUACAUGUUAUUGGGAUUUUUCUCCCCUCCGUCUCUUAAGACACUCAUCUAUUGCAAUCUCUCCACCACAUCCAUCCAUCCAUCCAUAUAUCCAUCCCCCAGCCACACGCAUACACGCCACCCCUCGGGCAUUUUUCUUUCGACUUUUUUCUUUUCUGCCUGCCUGCCUGCCUGUCUGUCUGUCUGCCUCCGUGGCCUUUUGGUGUGGAUGCACUCACUGCAUGGCGCGGGGGGGUCGGUCUUUUGUAAUUCGUCGCAAACUCGCCCGCCUCGCCAGUACACUCACUCCCCUGCAGACAGACUGCUACUAACCUUCUAGCUCUUACCUCACCUCUCCCGUCUGUAAUGUAUUUUUCGGUCCGUCCGUCGCCAGACAAGACAAGACAUCUACAAUGUGUGUUUCGUGCCUUGCCUUGCUAGCUAAGCUGUUCGCGACCCUCCCUCCCUCCACACCCCAGCACUCGCUCUAACCCUUUCGUCUCCUCCCUCCCUGCCUGCCUGCCUGCCUGCCUGCCUGGAUGUGUGUGCGUACUGAUUGACCUUGGUUGGUACCGUGUGUGUGCCCCCGUAUGUCCGUCCGUCCGUGCUGUGUCGUGUCCUGUCGUGUCGCCGCCCCUUCUUGCUCACUCCCUCCCCGAGUGUCGCUUUCUCCCGUGCCUGCCUGCCUGCCUGCCUUGGGUGUCGUUCGUGCGUCUUAGUGUGUGCCGUGUCGUGUCGUGUGUGAUGUGAUUGAUGUGUGGCGUGGCGCUUUGGCUGCUGGAUGCUUGUGGUUGUGUGAGUGUGUCAGCUGCCCGCCUGCCUGCCAUGUGUGUGUGUGUGAGAGACCUAUUGGCCAGCAAUCCCUCAUUGAAUCAGUGACGGAGCGCAA
This is a messenger RNA of Vitrella brassicaformis, 8976 nucleotides long. NCBI's taxonomy places the organism in Eukaryota, Vitrellaceae. The record is from the annotation of a GenBank genome assembly.